Molecule: messenger RNA, 2248 nt
Organism: Cydia fagiglandana
Lineage: Eukaryota; Metazoa; Arthropoda; Insecta; Lepidoptera; Tortricidae
Product: prenylated Rab acceptor protein 1
Exons: 7
Coding region: 239-832 (197 amino acids)
Cellular component (GO): Golgi apparatus
Source: RefSeq, a predicted model, not a curated record
GUCAAAUUUCAGACAAAAGUCAAAAUACGGGAAGGGGGCGGGACGUAAAGAAAAAUCAUCAUUUUAACGAGCCAACUAGACAGUAUUUUGGGAUUGGUGUUUACGAUAAUCUUACGUUCCCAAUCAAGAACCGCAAUCGCAUUGUAGUAAUCGCGCAAAUUUUGUUUGCAUGUUGAUGUGUCCGGGAAAUACCAAUCUGGUCUAAAUCAAAUACAUAGAAUUCUACAACUGCUUCACAAUGUCCGAGAAUGUGAAUAUCGACCUAUCCGGGGAAAUGAACGCAGCGACUGAAAAGAAAGGAUUUCAUAAGUAUGUGAAUGACAUGGAACUGCUGAUGCAACACAUCCGUAGUGGUGGUGGCCAAGCACUGUUGAUGGGUUUCUUGGCAUCAAGAAGACCCUGGACACAGUUUGUUGCAACAGAAAACUUUAAGGUUCCAGCAUCACUGCCGAGGCUGUCUCGCCGUAUCUACCGAAAUGUGGAAUAUUUCCAAGCCAAUUACUUCAUGGUCUUCCUAGGGUUGUUCUUGUAUUGUCUCAUUACGUCUCCUUUUCUACUUAUAGCAAUGGUUGCUAGCUUCUUUGGCUACAGGAAACUUACUGCUGGCCCAAAUACAUGGAAGAUCGGAAGCUACGAGCUGACGAAAACGCAGCAAUACGCAGUCGCAGCCGCAGGGUCGAUGGCUAUCUGCUGGUUCGCCGGCGUCGGGGCUGUGGUCUUUUGGGUUUUAGGUGCAACAGUGACGAUAGUGGCGCUGCACGCGGGCCUGUUCGACGCGGAGUCGCUCCCGCCCCUGGAAGACGAGCAGUUCCCCAUGAUAGAGCAAGUGUGACACCUGCACCGCCUCACACGCGCCACUACAUGUUUAACGAACCACACUCUGUAAAUUAACCGUACCCUUUCACACCAACUAUGUUUAUCCAUGUGUGUAAUCUUUUACUAACAUUUUAUAAAAUUGUAACUUGAGAACUAGGACAUGUAAUGAAAUUAAACUACGGAUUUGAAGAGGCCACCAACAUACCUAUAUAACUUAUUUAAGUAAAGGUAUAAUCACAAACUAUUUAUACUUAUUUAUUAAUUUCACACAGUUUUGAAAAACAAAAGUAUUAUCUGUAUCCUGGUAAGGCUCAAAAGAGAGAAUUAUGUAUGUAAAAGCCGUGCAACAGGUAUUUAGAAGAUUGUUGAAAAUCCCUUCCAAUACAACUGUUGCUAAAAAGUCGCCGAUUCUGUACCUAAUGGACCGUCAUUGCCGAUAGUGUAGAGGAGUCAUAACAAUAGAUAAUUCUUUGAUACUGGGAAUAAAACAGCAAUUCGUGUAGCCAAUGUUGAGCUAUAGUUCGUUUUUUUUAGCAUUAGAAAGAACUUGCAAGAAGGUAAGCGAUCUUGACAUGUCUUUUAAUUGAAAAACGCUUUUUUAAAAUCAAAAACUAUUACUUAUGAAAGCAAAAGAAUAUAAAUGAUUGUAUUAGAUUCAUAAUUGUUACAUAUUUGCUGUAACUUAUUUUUAAAAUGUGUUUUUCAAUUAAAAGACACAUCAAGAUUGUUUACCUUAUUUCUAAUGCUAAAAAAAACGAACUAUAGUGUAAGAUCGUGGCUCUGGUAGCAAUUUGUGUCGGCAUAGACAGAAAAUCACACAUUGACAUUAACCCAUCUUCCAUGAAAUUGUAUGUACGGACGGGUUUAACUUCAACUUAUCAAGCCUGCCAUCUACCGCACAAUUGCCACCACCUCAACGAUCAAUUUUAUUCAACGUUGACAAAGUUACGCCACGUUACGCUUUCAUUUUAAAACGACAUGCUUAACCUUUUGGACGCCAAUGACCGAUAUAUCCGCACCGCAGGUCCAACGCCAAAGACGGAUCAAUCGGUCACAGACCACAGAGCAACAUAGACCUACGCGCAUGUGCAUAAAGUUCAAUUUCAGUUUUGACACUUCGGUGACGUGACGUGGCGUCCGCGUGACAGUUUUUGUUUGACACGGCGUCGAAAAGGUUAAAUUACAUGACAGUUGACAAUAUUACUUGAAUGGUCAUAUUAUUAUUUCAGAAUAUCGUUUUAAAAAGAGAAUGUAACUGCGAUUGAAUGGCGGUGGCUAUCUUUUUUUAUCAAGACACCUAUUUAUAUCACGUUUUUACUGUUAAGAAUAUAUUUUGGCGUAACUAGGUAUAUUUGUUAUUAACUACUGAUAAAAUCAGUUAUUAUGAGGUCCCUAUAAAAUAUUAAAAAAUAAAACACAUUGCAUCAUUUAA